AUGAUAUCAAUAAUCACCAAAAUAUUGAUUGUGUAUUUCUUUUUUAUAGGGUGUUGUUAAGAUAUAUGCAAUCAAUAUUUAUCUUAUUCAUAAUGUAUCGGUAGUAUUUAGAGUCAAUGCAAGUGGGACGAAGCAAGAAAUAAUUGCCAUUAUACAAAUGAUUAUAUGUAAGGAUGCAGUAAGUUUUUGAAUGUUGUGGCCUGUUAAAAAUAAUUAGGAACUCCUUUAGGAUAGUUUGCAAAUUGUAUGAUAUAAGAUUGAAUUAGGUCGAUUUAUAAAAUUCUGUGAAAAUAUACCUGAUGUAUAAACUGAAAAAUGUUAUAAUAAUUUAUCAAAAUAUGGAUGUUUAAUUGUUCAAAAUCCAAUAUAGAUAUGCAUUUGGAAAAAUAAAUAGUGUUAUUUAUUGGAGACAAAAUAGUAAUUAAAGUUAAUUUAAGAUGAUUUUGAUAAGAUGAUGUAUAGUGCUUCUGCCUGCUCUCUAAUAGAACAUUAUUUAGUAAUACAUAGUAGUUUAUUGUGGAAUCUAAUAUCCUAUGUUCCAAAUUUGAAAUUAGAGGCUUUUCAACAAUAAUAAAGAGAUUUGAAUAUUGAAAUUACUGAAAAAAUUGAUUAUGAUGAUCCAAAUCUAGUUUAAAUGUAGAAUAAUUAUUUAAUGAAAAAUGGAAAUUAUGUUUGGUAUAAAUUAGGAUUAUCAUUGUAAUAUAUAAAAACAAAUUGUAAAAAAUUAAUUUAUUAUAUAGUAUAAAUAUCAAAUAGAUUUAGAGAAGGUUGUAUUGCAUUAGAAAUUUUAGAUGAUAAUGAUUUUUUAUCAAUUUUUAGUUUAUAAAAUGAAAUAAAAGGAGUAAAUCACAUUUAUUGCAAAUAUUUAAAUUAAAAUCCCAUGAUAAUAGAAAGAUAUAUAUUCAUAGAUAAUAAAUGUAUAAUAUUUAAUACAAAUGAAUUAUUAAAAUAAGAAAUAACAGAAUAGUAUAAGAUAAAUUGUAAAUAAUUAGAUAAAUAUUAAUGUAUAUUCUUUAAUUCAAAAGAAUAUAAUUGUAAAAUUGAAGAUGACUUUAAUGAAUAUUAAUGCAUUGAAGAUUAAAAUUAAUAUGAUACUGAUUGUAUUGAAGUAUUUUGUACAAUUAAGUAAUGUCAAAAAUUAGAUAAUCAUUAUAUUGAUUUAAAGACUAAUAUGUGUGUUGAUACUUGUACUACGAUAUCAAAUAUGAUAGAAUGUUUAAAUUAAGAUUGCAAAUAUUUAGGUGUUAAGAGCAUAGAAUAGUAAAUAAUUUGUGCACCUCCAAAUAUAUGCAAUUAAAUAGGUUUAACAAAAUCUAAUUGUUUAUUAUUAAAAGCAAAAUGUAAUUGGGAUAAUAAUGAAAAUAAAUGCUAUGAAUUGAAAGACAAUGAAAUUUCAUUAAUGAAAUGUAAAGAUGCAUUAAGUAUACAUGUUUGCACUUUCAUAUUAUUAAGUGAUUAAAUUUGUUAUUGGUCUAAAACUAUAAUGUAAUGUAUCAACAUACUUGAUUAACCUCUUUUAAUGGCACAUAAAAUUUUUAUAGACAGAGACUUAAACGAAAAUGAUGAAUAGUAAGUAAGUUUAGUUUGCAAUAUGAAUCUUUGUAAAUAUAAUUCUUUAAUUGCAACUGAGUUUGAUGAAGGGAAAAGAAUAUGCUUAUUCGAUUAAUUCAAAUUUAGUAAUAACUUACAUUUAAUCAACAAAUAUCAUUGUCUGAAUAAUUUGAAAGGUUAUUAUUAAUGGAAUUAGUAAAUGCAAAUUUGCGAAAAAUAUGAAUAAUCCUAAAUUCUAAAUAAAUAAUGUUUGGAAUUGGUUGAUGUAAAUGAACGAUUCUGUUAAUAUGGGAAAUUAUCAUCAAAAUCUUUUUUAUGUAUUUAUGAUUAAAUCACUACUUCUUGUAUUGAAAAAACUGAAAAUGAAGUAAAUGAAUUAGGAUGUUUUGGGAAUGGAUUAUCAGAGGAGAAAUGUUUAAAUAAAAAUGUUGAUGGAUAAUUUUGUAGUUAUUCAGAUGGAUUAUGUAUUGAAAUAUCUAUAAAUACUAUAAAUCAUCAACAGUGUUCAUCUCUUCUUAAUGUUAAUUAAUAAGUUUGUAGAAUGUAUUUUGUUAAUUAAAUAUUGUGUAAAUAUAAUGAAUUAACUCAUUCAUGUAAUUAAUUAAGUAUUACUGAUACUAUUGAAUAUAAUUAUAAUUUAAAUAGAUAUGCAUGUUAAGCAGUGACAGAUAUUUAUACAUAUUUUGAUGAAUAGAUAAAUAGAUGUAUUUAAUUAGAUUCAAAUGAUAAUAUUUAUUUUAAGAAAUUAAAAUGUGAAGAAAAUUAUGUUAAUAAGAUGACUUGUUUAAGAAUUGUAACAGAUAGAUAAAUAUGUAUAUGGAAUACUUUUAUAAAUAAAUGCAGAAAUUAUGUUGAUAAUUUUCCAAGUUGUUCUUUUUUUGAAUAAGGUAGCAGCAAAACAUGCUCUAGUUUAAUGAACAAGAAUAAAAUUUAAUAAACUAUGGAAAAUUAUUGUGUUUAUUAAAAUAAUUAAUGUAAAUCAAAAAUAGAAAGUUAGAUUGAUUGUGGAGAUAAUGAAAUAAUGAAUAUUCAUCGUUGUAGUGGUAUGACAGGUAUUGACUAAGAUGGUUAAUUUGUUUAAAUGUGUGCAUUUGUUGAUUAUCAGUGUAGGACGUUGGUUGAUUAAAGUAUGGAUACAGAAAUAAUACUAAAUACAAUUACUUGUGAAUAAGCUAAUUAAAAAUCAUGUAAAUAAGUAAAGACUCCAGGUUAAUAUUGUUAUGUGUCAUCAACAGAAGAUAUAAAUAAUAUUACUUUAAAUAAAGGAUGUAGAAAUUAGAAAUAAGAUAGAAGUUGGUGUUAUUAUUUAAAUUACUUAUUUUCAGAUAUCAAUCGAUUAAAUCCAAAUAUAUGUUCUUAAGCAAGUGAUGAAUGUGUGUAUGAUUCAAUAGAAGGUUGUAUUUAUCCUCCUGAUUACACUUCUAAUUAUGAUUGUGAACAUCCAGGAUUAUCUUAAUACGUAUGUGUUGGAUAUACAAAUGACCGUAGAUGUGCUUUUAUAAACAAUAUUUGUUAAUAUAUUUCAGAAAAUUAAAUAUUUAUAGAUGACUGCAGUCUUCUUAAUUAAUUUGCUUGUUCUUUAUCACCCUUUAUUUAAUGUAUUUGGAAUGAAUAUCAAAGGAUUUGUGAGUCUAUGAAUUUGGAUUAUAUAUAAUCUAUUACUAGUAAUUAUUUCUGUUCAUCUAAUCACAAUGAUAUUUUCAUUUUAGCUGGUGAAACUGAAUGUAUUUAAAUAAAAUUAGGUGAUUAUAAUUUAUAUACUUGUGAUACUCCAGGAUUGAACAAGUUUGGAUGUCAUUCAAUACCUACAUAAUAUUGUCAAUAUUUGAAUAAUAAAUGUUAAUAUUAUUCUCCAGUAUUAUGUGAAGAUUAUUCUUUUGAAUGUGAAUCAAAUGAUACUAAUGAUUAAUAAUGUGUAUUUUAGGAUGGCUAAUGUUUUGCCAUAACCAAUACUCUAUUUGAUUGUGAUUCAUUUGAAAAGACUAAUUACCUAUUUUGUCUUCAAUAUCCUUAUUGUAUUUAUAAAGAUUCUAAAUGUCAAUAGAUAAUUGAAUAUUAACAUUAUCAAAAUUGUUCAAGUAUAAAUGAUGUUACAACAUGUACAGUGUAAAAUAAUUAACAUUAAUGUUAAUAUUAAUAAUUUUGUAAGAGUUUAGAUUUGGUAUUAGAUAAAUGUCCAUCCCUUAUUGGAUAUUAUUCAAGAAAUGCAUGUAAACAUUUUUAGGAUUGUUAAUAUGGAUAUACAAAAAGUGGUUAUGGCUUUUGUUUUUAAGGAUAGAAUAUUUUAAAUUUAACAUGUGAAUAAUUACCAUAAAAUCUUUGUUUAGAAGAUUUAACACAUUUAAAUAGUGAUCUUAAAUGCUUUUUGGAUGAUAAUGAUACAUGUUAAAAUAUUUAAAAUUAUACUAUUCUAACUUGUAAUAAUUUAUCAAAAUACAAAUUCAGUUAUGCUGCAUGUAUGUAUUUUGGUAAUAUUGAUUGUAAGUAUUCUUUUUAAGAUAAUAAAUGUAAAUUAGUGAAUGAAUAUAUUAGUACAAUAUGUCAAGGAUCUUCUAAAUUAUAAUGUGAUUUGAUAGAAUCCAUCUGUUAUUUUAAUGAUUCUAUAUGUACAACAUCUGGAAAUGAUAAUCAAAUUAAUAAAUAUGGAUGCAUUCAUUAAACUGGAUAUUAUCAUUAUUAUUAAGGAAAUUGUAAAUCAUUAGAAUCUACAAAUUAUUAAUAAUCUUGCCACAAUCUUUCUAAAGAUGCAUGUCUAAGCAAACUCACUAAAGAAAUUCAUUGUAGAUGGAUUAAUGAGAAGUGUAAAACAGUACUCAAAUAGGAAAAUAAAGAAAUAUAAUCAUGUUAGGAUUUAAAUUAAAGAGUUUGUCAAGAAAUAGCACUCUCAAAUAUACAAUGUUAAUGGAAUUCAGAUAUUGAAAGUUGUUAAACUAUUACAGUAUCUCAGUUUGAUUGUACAUUAGCUGAUUAAAUUAAUAAUACAUCUAAAAGUCUAUGUAAUAAUUAAAUAAAUAAUUAUUGUGUUCGACACAUUGAUGGAACUAAAUGUUCUAUUAUUACCAUUAAAUUAAAUUCUUGCAUUCAUUAUGGAUUAAAUUUUAAUGCUUGUUUAGAAUUAACUACUGUCCCCUGUAUAUGGAAAUAAUAUAAUAAAGGAGGAUAUUGUGAAAAUGCAAAUCUCUAUUCAUCUUAAUGUUCAGAUUUACUCAAUGAGAAGGCUUGUAUUAAUCUAAAGAAUUUAGGGUAGUAUUGUAUGUGGGAUAUAAAUUAAAAACGUUGUAAACAUUAAGAGAUUACUACCUGCUCAUCAGCUAGUCAUCUUAAUGGAAUUUUACCAUGCAAAGCUGUAAAUCUUGAACUUUGUUAAUAUAAUCAAUAAAUUAAUGAAUGCUAAAAAAUAAAUAUUAUACCAACAGAUUGCUCUGAAUUUUAUAAUAAAUUAACCUGUAUUUAAUCUAGUAAAGGUUGUGUUUGGAAUUUAAACUCGUGUAAGUAAUAAAUAAUAUUAAAAUGUGAAUUGUUUUUAAAUAAAUAUGUAUGUUUGAAUAACCAAUAAGUUGGAUGUAAAUGGAUUGAUAAUAAAUGUGAAUCAUUUGAAUCUCUAUCAACUAAGAUAUAUUGUGUAAAUUUACCAAAAGGACUUAAUAAAUUUGCAUGUCGAUCUAAUUCAAUAGAUCCUUGUAAUUUAAAUUAUCAUUAAGAGGUUUGUGUAUCAACUUAAUCAGACUCAUAAAAUUUUGAUGAUUAUUUUACUGUUUCAUAACUCUUAGAUAUUUAAACUUUGGAUUAUCCAUAACCAUUAUUGUUUAAUCAAUGUGAAUACUUUUAAACAAAAUAUGAUUGCAUAAAUUCAAGAAAGUAAGAUGAACCAUGUAUUUGGAUUAAUAAAUGUUAAAAAGUUACAAAUUUUGACAUAUUGAAAUGUUCAGACUCACUAAAUAUAUGGGGUUGUUUAAAGAUUACGAAUACUAAUGAACUUUGUUUUUGGAAUCAUAAAUGUUUGUAUUGGACUUAAGAUAAUCCAAUUAUGUCAAAUGUUAAUAUUAAUGUUUGUAUUAAUCAUAGUCAAAGUAGCAUAUAUUUUGAUUAUUCUUGUAAAAUCAAAGAUAUAUUACUAAUAGAUUGUAAAUCACUUGGUAUAAGUAAAAAAACUUGUUUAUCUAUUUCUAAUAAAUCUUGUUAGUGGUUAGAAUAAUUUAAUUAAUGUUAAGAAUUCAUUUAAGAUAAUAAAUAAAAUAAAUGUUCAGAUUUUUAAUUAGUUUCACCACAUGUUUGUUAAAUGAUAUCUGAUUAAGUUUGUAUCCAUGAUAAAAAUACAUUUAGUUGUGUUGAAACAGACAAUAAUAAUUACAUUUCUGGUCUAUCUAAAUUAGCAUGUCUUCAAAAUAACUAAAAACCUAUGUAUUGGAAUGAAUCAAAUAAUUGUGAAGAAUUAAAAAUAACAAUAAAGUGUGAUUCAUAAUUAAAAGUAAAUUCAAUUUCUUGUUAAAGCAUUUCUGAAAUCCCUUGUUUAUAUAAUAAUAAAUUAAACUAAUGCAUUAGCUAGUUUAAUGUAUGGUCACUCAAAUGUGAUACAGCUGGAUUAAAUUUAAAAGGAUGUAGUAUGGUGUAAUAAGAACCAUGUAUCUUUAUGAAUAAUAAAUGUUAAAAAUUUAUUGAUUAUUAGUCCACUUGUAUAAUGGUUAAUAAUGUAAAUGCUUUGGCUUGUGCAUCAAUAAUUGAUGAUAAUUGUAUAUAUGAUUCAAUUAGACUAAAAUGUGAUAUUCCAAUCUAUCAAUCUGAUUAAUGUAAUAUUCCUGGAAAGAAUAAAAAAUUUUGUGAAACAAAUUCUCUUUGUAAUUGGAAUUAGGAGAAUUUAGAUUGUAAAUGCAUAGAAUUCUAAUCAGAAAUAUGCAAAUUUGAUAAAAUUAAUGAAUGCAAAAUGAAUAUAAAUUGUUAUUUCAAUGGUAAUUAAUGCAUCAGAAAAUAGUGUUAUCAUUUAUAAGAAUAAGAAUGUAAUUCUAUUCUAGAUGAUAAAUAUUGUUACUUAACUAUCUUUAAUGAUUGUCAAUCAGCAAGUAAAUGUGAAGAUAUUAUUGAUUCAAAAUUACCAUGUUCUUCAUUUUCUAUAAAUUUAAAUCAAUGUAUUUAAGCAGGGAAUCAGUGUGUUUCAUAAAAUAAUCUAGAUUUAUAUUGUUCAUACUCAGAUUGUUCAAAUCCUAAAUGUUUUUAUGAAUUUGGCAUAUGUAAAUUAAAAACCUGUUCUGAUUAUAAUAUCGAAGAUUGUAAUAACAUAGGUGAUUGCUAUUUAGAUUAAAACAAUAUAUGUUAAAUAUUAACUUCAUGUUCUUAGAUAAAUAAUUAUGGAGAAUCUUCUAUGAAUAUUUGCAAUCAAUUAACUGUGUAAGGUUUUAGAUGUAAUUGGUAAAAAAUGGGUAUUUUAGAUACUACCGAAGUAUGUACAAAUCAACCAUGUUAAUUGUAUGGAUCAUCAAAAAAGUUAUGUCAUGGAAAUGAAAUAAAUGGUUACUCAUGUAUACUUUCUAGUUCAUUAAUAUGUUAAUAAUGCGAAUAAAUUAAAGAAAAAUGUUAAUGUGAAAAUUAAUAAUAGAUUUGUUCUUAUGUUAAUGGAAAAUGUGUUUCAAUCUUAUGUUCUUCUUUCCUAACAAAGAUUGAAUGUUAAUAGGCCUAAGAUCGUUGUUAUUGGAGUACACAAAUGAUAGAGGAUAAUACUAUUGUUGAGUAAUGUGUCAUAGAAUGUAUUAAGAUAAUUGAUUCUGGAGAAUGUGCUGCUCGAAAAUAGGAAUGUUAUUAUGAACCAUUAUAAAUGAAAUGUUUAAAGGGUUAAAAAGAAAUUAUAGAUUUAAGUACUAAUAUAAGUAUAGAAGAAUUUUAUUCCAAUAAUUUAUCAUUAUUGAUCCUUAUUUUUAUGUUAUUUUUAUGA
Molecule: messenger RNA, 7474 nt
Organism: Paramecium pentaurelia
Lineage: Eukaryota; Ciliophora; Oligohymenophorea; Peniculida; Parameciidae
Source: the annotation of a GenBank genome assembly